GACCCGCGGGCACUGGGUCAGACAUUGGAUCGUCUGACUGGACAGCGGGCACUGGGUCACCAGGCAUCAGGUCAUUUGGCUCGACAGCGGGCACCGCGUCAUCUGGCAAGGCAGUGGCUCCGAGUCCGGUCAACUGGCAGGCACGACAGUGAGGCACCGGGGCAUCAGGGUACCGGAUGGUGUCUGGCUCGACAGCGGGCAUCGGGUUCACCAGGUAUGACAGCGGGCACUGGGGUCGCCAGGCAUCAGGUCAUCUGGCAACAUGCAGUGGCACACCGCGUCACCAGGCAUUGGGAUCGUCUGGCUCGACAGCGGGCAUCGGGUCACCAGGCAUCAGGUCAUUUGGCUUGCCAGCGGGCACCGGGCACCGCGUCAUCUGGCAAGGCAGAGGGCACCGAGGCACGGGGUCACCAGGUAUCGACUCAGCGGGCUCUGAGUCAAUUGGCACGACAGCGGGCACUGGAUCAGGUACCGGAUCAUCUGGAUCAACAGCGGGCAUCGAGUCAACUG
Messenger RNA from Staurois parvus, 510 nucleotides. Lineage: Eukaryota; Metazoa; Chordata; Amphibia; Anura; Ranidae. The record is from the annotation of a GenBank genome assembly.